Sebastes umbrosus (honeycomb rockfish) is the source of this 6305-nucleotide messenger RNA. RefSeq names its product SLIT and NTRK-like protein 3. The coding region runs from base 449 to 3370 and encodes 973 amino acids. The record is from RefSeq and is a predicted model, not a curated record. The transcript has 7 exons. Gene Ontology annotation, cellular component: postsynaptic density membrane; GABA-ergic synapse. Gene Ontology annotation, molecular function: protein binding. NCBI's taxonomy places the organism in Eukaryota, Metazoa, Chordata, Actinopteri, Perciformes, Sebastidae. Gene Ontology annotation, biological process: axonogenesis; positive regulation of synapse assembly; regulation of presynapse assembly.
AGGCAAUCGGUUUUCUCUCUCUCUCUCUCUCUCUCUCUCUCUCCCGGUUUUUAUCCUCCACCUCAUUGCAGUCUUAUCACGUCCCCUCCACCACCACCACCUCCCUCCCUCUCCAUCCCCAUCCGCCUGAGCCUCUACAGGAGGAGAGAGAGAGAGAGAGAGGAGAGUGCGUCUGAAUGUGAACGACAUGUCGACAGUCAGCCUCUAAAGUGUUUUCUCGGUCGUUCCCUAAUUCUUUGGCGGCGGACUGAGUGAGUAUUACCCGCAUCCCUGCUCUGCUAAGCGUCGCUGUUUGAGGCUGGUUGGUGGAGAGAGAGACAGACAGACAAUGGGGAAUGCAAUUGGAUUGCGUUACUCUGCCAAGGAUUUUCAUUUUCAUACAUAGCCUGUGCGGUGAGGGUUCGAUGCCGGGCUGUAGCCCCAGGCUGCUGAGCUGAGAAGCAGGAGGAUGCAGUGGGUCACUUUGACGGUGGCCCUGGGGUGUGUGUGUCUUUCCCGGGCGUCGCACACCCCCACCCCCACCCCCACCUCCACACACACCCCUCUGGUGGACAACUCCGAGGAGGAAGUGGACGAGCCCUGCUUCGAGCCGUGCACGUGCGAGGUCAAAGAAGGCGUGCUGCACGUGCACUGCGAUAGGCGGAGCUUCACCAAUGUCAGCCAGGUGUCACAGUCGUGGGUCCGCCCUUUCAAACUCAACCUCCAGAGGAACUCUCUGAGGCGUCUCUAUAGCAACGGGUUUCAGCACCUUGGCAACGCAGUGUCGAUAAACCUUGGCAACAAUGCGCUCCAGGACAUCAGAGUGGGAGCUUUCAACGGGUUGGCCAAACUGAGGCGCCUGUACCUCCACGAGAACAAGCUGGAGGUCUUCAGGAAUGACACCUUCGCUGGUUUAGAGGCUCUGGAAUACCUCCAGGCCGACUACAACGUGAUCAAACGAAUCGACAGCGGCGUCCUGAGGUUCCUCUACAAGCUCCGGGUUCUCAUCCUCAACGACAACCUGAUCCCCGUCUUGCCUGCUCAUCUGUUCAGAUCUGUGUCUCUGACUCAUCUGGACCUGCGGGGAAACCGUCUGAAGAGCCUGGCAUAUGCUGGGACCCUGGAGUACGUUGGUCGCUCCCUAAUGGAGCUACAGCUGGAGGAGAAUCCCUGGAACUGUGGCUGCGAGGCAGUGCAGCUACAGCAGUGGUUUGGUCAGAUCCCCUACACGGCUGUAGUCGGGGACGUUACCUGCGAGUAUCCCUUCCACCUUCACGGCAAGGACCUGAGGGAGAUUUCACGCAAGGAGCUGUGUGCCGACCUCCCGGAUAAAGAGCUGCAAGCAGAAAGUGGCGGUCCGUUGGCGGGAUCGUCGCCCCAACAUUUGCCCCCGAACUCUAGACCCAACUCCCACCCCGGGCGAGUAAGGCCGACUAAACCCUCUUCCAUGGUUCACGGCUCCCGCCAGAACACUCACCCCUCUUCCACGUCGUCGUCCUCUUCCUCAGCGGAGCGUAAAGACAAGCCCCCGAGGCCUACGAAAAGGCCUCGACCAUCCAGAACAUCCCCCACACCUCGCAGUCUGAUUCCCAACCAGAAUCCCCCAGUUGCUGGCUUCCAAACGCGACCCCCCAUCCCCAUCAUUUGCCCCCUGGCCUGCACUUGCAACCUGCACAUCAUAGACCUGGGCCUGACCGUCAACUGCAAGGAGAACGGCUUCCUCAACGUGUCCCAGCUAACGCCGCGGCCUCUCAACGGACGCAAGCUGUAUCUGAGCGGGAACUUAAUCCAGAGGAUCUACCGCGCAGACUUCUGGAACUUCUCCAGCCUCGACCUUCUUCACCUUGGGAACAACCGCAUCUCGUACCUCCAGGAGGGGGCCUUCUCCAGCCUCUCGAGCCUGAGGAGCCUCUACCUGAACGGGAACAACCUGGAGAGGCUCAGCCCCCACAUGUUCCUGGGGCUGCAGAAUCUCUGGUACCUUUAUUUUGAGUACAACGAGAUCCAUGAGGUCGAUCCCGGGACCUUCGACUCCAUGCCGUCCCUCCAGCUGUUGUUCCUCAACGCCAACCUGCUGCGGAGCCUCCCCCUCGGGGUGUUUUCUGGAGUUAAUCUGGCUCGACUCAAUCUACGAAAUAACCACCUUCUGCAGCUUCCUAUGGUGGGCGUACUGGAGCACCUCACCGGACUGGUGCAGGUGGACCUGCAGCAGAACCCGUGGGAGUGCAACUGUGAAGCAGCGCCGCUGAAGCGUUGGCUGGAGGGGCUCAGCGCCGUGGUGGUGGUGGGAGAGGUCGUCUGCCAUUCCCCGGAAAAGACCAAAGGUGUAGACCUCCGCUCGCUCUCCAUGGAGCUGCUCUGCCCCGAGCUGGAGUCCCAUGAGGACCAGGAGCAGGAGGAACAGACCGCCACCUCCACCGCCGCAGACAGCGGCGUGUCGGUUGGCUACCCCGGCCCAGGGCUGGGCCCCCUGAUCCCCCCCGGGAAGGAUUCAAUCCCUCUGUCGGUGUUAGUGCUCAGCCUCCUGGUGUUGUUUGUGUCGGCGUUCUUCGCGGCAGCGGCACUAAUCGCCUACGCCCUGAGGAGGAGGGACAAGCUGCCGUUCCGUCGCCAGGGAGAGGUAGACUUGGCGGGCAUCCAGAUGGAAUGCGGAAUCUUCACCGAGCAGGCGCACCACCACCACCACCACCACCAUCACCACGGCCUCCCGGAGACGCCGCCCCUGCCCUCGGCCGAACACAACCACGUGUACGACACCAUCUCGCCCCCGCAGGCUGCGUCGAAAGGUCCCAACGCCGCUGCGACACCGCACAUGUGUAGCAACCCCAUCUACAAAGAGGAGCCGGAUGCGGCGGUGAAACAGCGGCCGCAGCAGCAGCAGCAGCAGCAGCAGCAGCAGCAGCAGCAGCAGCAGCAGCAGCAGCAGCAGCAGACGUUCGCAGCUUCCAAAGAGAGCGAGGGAGGAUACUGCUCUGCGGCAGAGAAGGAGAGGGACUGGACGCGGGACGUGUCCUCAUCGCCCAUCAACACCGUCGCGGGAGCGAUGGGGCCACUCCCGGGCCUCCACGGGAACGGCAUCCUCUGCCCCACGGUGAUCGACAGCCAGGGCCCCACCCCUAAGGUCGAACUGGUGGACUGCCUCUUCAGACUCCCCACACCCGAGUUCAGAGACCUGCCAGACAGGUAUGCGAGGCCGCCGCCCCGCUACCCUCACCCCCAAGACUCCAAACAGGACGCCAGGCCCGAACAAACGCUCGUGGUCACCACCGGCAGCUCCACGGCAGGCAGCGGUAACAGCAGCCAGAGCGAGCAGGGAGCAGGGGAGCAGAGAGCCAGACUGAGGACCACACCAGACUACAUGGAGGUGCUGGACCGGUCUUACCAGUUUUAACAACCCCCCUCCUCUUCCUCUUCCUGCUACUUGUCUCCUCAUCAUCUCCCUCUCUGGUGAUGAAUCAUCCAGUAACAAUGACUCCUGUACAGAGGCUGGUGUGGCUUUGAGAGGAGCCUGUGGGGGAGCGGGACUACACUACAUACAUGUUUAUUCCUGGAUAACGAGCUGAGGUCACUUUUUGUAUUUUCCCCACUACUGGUGAAUAUGGUUGGAAAGGAUUAGCUGAUCCCAGAUCUCUGCCGCCUGGAGGCGAAAACUUCAGCUGCAGCUACUACAGAAUUUUUUUCCUCCUCUAUUACGCCUCACAAAAUAUCGAGGCUCGGUUUUUCUAGUCAGCGCCACAAUGAGCAGGAGUCGGCGUGGUGGCGGUGGGCGUCAGUGUUCAUAUUAUCAGCUCUCUGCAACAUCAAACCCAGAGUCAUAGACUGCGACAGCCAAGAAGGCGUGGAGCAAACUGGGUGGACGUGUAAGAUGGAGGAACGACAGAGACAAAGCGAGAGAGGGGAGAUAAAUGACUGAAAACAGCCAAGUGCCUUAGCAAUGAACAGCCAGCAGCGUGGUCAAUGCUUAUUUUUCUAUGAAUACAGAUCUAUUUAUCUAAACAAAGAGGUUUGACUACCAACGGAUGGGACGCUGAUGGACGACUGAGACUGAAACCAAUCAAAGCCGCCGAAUAAUUGCAUUCCCUGGAUGAGCCAAAAAUAAUAAUAUACCCAGUCAAUAGUGGAGUUGUUUGUAUGCAGUUCAUUUCCAUCUCAUCCAGUUAACUUAAUUUGCUUAUCCAGUUGAAUUUUUUACAGGGCUAGACGAGGGACAUAUCCAGGAAUAGUUGGUUGAUGUAUGAAAUUAUGAAAAGGUUUUAUGGAUGAAAGGAUACAGAAAUUAUUUUUUUUUUUGUAACGCAAGACAAAACAAAAGGAAGGCCGACGUACGAAGGACACUGUGGCAAUGGAUGCGUUUUGGAUUUCUUAAUCAGCCAGACUUAAUGAGGCCACAAGGACCUCUGCUCCCCGUUUUCUUUCACCGGACAAAGGCACAGAGGUCGUUGUAUUGAUUUUUAAGUAUUUCUCAGAGGAAAAUAGAACGGCAAAAAAAAACAAAAAAACAAUGGACUAAAAAAACCACAGGACGUGAAGGCAUUUUUUUUGUCGAGGAAAAAAAAAGACACUUCUAUCAACUAUCGAUUAUUAUCUUUUACGGAGGUACCUUUUUAUGCUUUCAUCUCCUACCAAUAGUAGAGGCAGUUGUGAAUAUAUUUAUUCUUAGUUUUUGCGUGUUGAAGCUCUCCUGUAAGGGAUCAUGUUAUAUUAAUGUAUAGGAUGAUUCUGCAUCUGGUUCAGCCUUCUUACCGCCGACCCACGAAAUACAAUAAAGGGUGCUACGUAAAAAAAAAAACCUGGCGAUGGCAGCUACUGUGACAAAUCGACGCAAACACACACACACACAUGCCCUGACCCCCUAUAAAUGUUCUCUCUCCCGACUCCAUUGCCUUAAUAGUGCAUGAAAGAAACAGCUCGAGGUGUGCUAAGCCUGUGAGCUUGUGUCCACGCAUCGCGUUGAUGGGAGCCGGGCCUGCAGGCUUCCUCACACACUAACGGAUGGAGAUAGAAGUUAAUAGUGUGAAAUCUACCACUUUAAUGGGAUAAAAUCAAUACAAUCUAUUUGUGAAAUAAGGACAUGUGAGGCUGGUGGCCCCCCGGGGGGCCAAGGUCCUGAAUUGCUCCAGCUCUAUUUAAUGAUUUCCUCCAUCUUCUUUCUCUACUUUCAUCUCUACGUUUGAUUUCUUUUUAUUCCUCUCACCUUCCUCUACUUCCCUCUCUUUCUUUCUUUCUUUCUUUCUCAUUGCUCCGGCUGUCAGCUCAGCCUCACAGGACAGACACAGAGAGAUGCUGUUCUAUAUGCUGCUCAACACACAGGUAGCUCGGCGCUGAAGUGUGUCUGUGUAUGUGUGUGUUUUUGUUUCUCUCCGCUGUGCUCUUUCCAUCCUUCGGUGAUGAGUGCACUUCUUCAGACGCCUCCUCACUCUCAGUGUUCAGAACUCUGUUGCACAGAUAAUCCCCCUGUGGGUGCGUUUGUGUGCACACGCGGGACUGUGUGUGUGUGUGUGUGUGUGUGUAUUCGGAGGGGUGUGCCUUUGUUUGUAGGUGUGUGUGUGUUUAAGGAAGUGUGUGAAGCUAGUUGAGUGUUUGUGUGCGUGACGGAGAGAGAGAGAGAGAGAGAGAGAGAGAGAGUGCGGCGCCGCAGCCUCAGUCCAGCCUUAAUCCUCUAAGCUGUGUAGUUCACUCAUGCCACAUCAGCCCCAUUGUGUCUACAGACAAAGAAGCCCAGUUAAAAACUAAAUGCCAGUUAAAGCAACAAACGACUAAUUAUAGCAUCAUUCUCUCCUUCUCGCUUUUUAACGCUUCCUUCUCACUUCCCUCGCUCCGUGAACGCCUGAUUUUUCGCAACACUUUCUGUUCUGGACUCGUUCCAGCUGUGUGUGUGUUUGCCCUUGUGUUUCCCUGUAUAUGCGCGUGCCUGCGUGUGUGUGUGUGUGUGUGUUUGACUAUCUGACAGCUUUGCCAUGGUUCAUGUGUUUGGGUCCUGUCAGAGCUGUCCUGUCACUGUGUGAAAAAAAUCAUUCAUUUCCCAGAGUCGAGGAUGAAAGAGUCUUUAGACUUCAAACGCCUGUGGGCCUCUGUGGCUUAGAUUGCCUCUCGCUCUUCCUCCACCGCCGUGUCAUUUAUUCCUUUAAAAAAAAAAAUAAAAAAAAAAAAAUAGAAAAACAGUGCGGCUGUGGCAUCGGUUAAGUAGAGAUGGCAGCGACAUGGCGAGGAGAUGGACAAUUAGCCUGAUUAAAACACUGUCAUUUCGCAUAAUAGAUUUAGCCCGAGCUGCGAUGGGCAGAUCCUUUUUCUGAGUGUGUGUGUGUUUGUGUGUGUGAAGGCAUGAA